AACGCAGAUUGUUUGUAACCUUUUCCAUUUUAUAUCCCUCCACUGUUCGUUACUCGUAAAAAUCAGUCUAUUUAAAAUUAUUUUAUAAGAUGAUUUUUUUAAUGUGUCAUUAGCUGGAGUCGUAAAAUUGUAAAUAUGCGAGAAUAGAUAAUUGAUGUGGUUAUUUUAUGCCGUCUCGUGGAUUGUAAGAGAUAAAUUGGAAGAUUUAAAUAGAUCAUUCAGAAGGUAUUUUUCUGAAGAUAUAAAAGAGAUGUCGAGGAAAAGUUCGAGGACCCGAUUUUUCCCGAAUACGUACUUAGACUACCAAGAAAACAAUGCAGUCAAUGUAGAUUACAAACAGAUAAGGAGUGAUAUUUUGGCGAAUGUCUAUGUCUGUGCUGAGGAACAGAAGAAAGUCCAUCACGGUAUUGAAGGCGGCCUUUAUGUCGGGACAUAUGGCAAUGCUUAUACUUUCUACCAUUUGAGCAAAAAGUCAAGAUUCGUUCACGAAAGGGCUGAUCUCCUUUCAGCCGCAGUCGAGUUGAUAACAUGCGGUGUUGCUACAUGCGCCAAGUCCAAGGCAAAAGACCCGUCAGACGAAUGUGCAUUCCUUCUCGGCAAAGCUGGCAUUUAUGCUGUCGGUGCGGCUGUGUUUUUUGAAGCGGGCAAAGAUGAUUUUGCAGCCGACUGUAUCAAAGAGUAUAUCAAUGUUGGUUGUAUAGUCGCCAAUGAAAGUUACGCCUCUUUUGGCGGAGAUGAACUGUUUGUUGGUAGGGCUGGGUAUCUAUGUGGCGCUUUAUGGCUCAACCGAGUCUUUGGCCGACCUGUUAUAUCACAAGAUGUUCUCCAUACAAUCUGUGAAGCAAUCAUGGCAUCAGGAAAGCGUUAUUCAGAAGAGCACAAUUCACGCACACUCCUCAUGUACCACUAUUAUAACACUGAAUAUUUAGGAGCCGCACACGGACUGUGUUCUAUUCUUCAGAUGCUCCUCAGCUGUGAUUCUUUUCUUGAGAAGCACAAACAAGCGGAAAGAGAAAUAAAGAACACGGUGGAUUUCUUUUUGAAAAUUCAGGAACCCAAUGGAAACUUUCCUGCUGCAACAGACGAAAUCGGACAAAGCAGAGGAAGCGAUGAAUUGAUACAUUGGUGUCAUGGUGCACCUGGGGUUGUUUACUUACUCUUGAAAGCAUACAUAAGAUGGCAUGAACCGAAAUACCUUACCGCUGCUAUGAAAUGUGGUGAAAUCGUUUGGCAGAGAGGGCUUCUCAAAAAAGGGCCGGGGAUUUGCCAUGGGGUCGCUGGAAACGGAUAUGUCUUUUUAGCCCUCUACAGAGCGACCAACGAUCUCAGGUAUCUCCACAGGGCCAACCAGUUUGCCAAAUUCCUUAAAACUGAGGAAUUUAAAAAGGCUCGAGUGCCUGACAAUCCGUACAGCCUUUAUGAAGGCCUGGCUGGUACGAUUUGCUUUCUCGCUGAUCUCAUGGAGCCAGAAGAUGCGGCUUUCCCCUUCUUCGAAUUUAUGCCCACUCUAGUCGAGAAAUAAACAGACAAAUUUAGUUUGUGUUUAUGCAUCGUUGCCCAUAUUUCAAAAAUACCAAUGUGAGGUUUGUUCUAUCAAAAUGGAAAAGAUAAAAUGUGAAAAAUUUUGAAAUUAAAGGGUCAAAAUUUGCAUUCAGUAAAU
Messenger RNA from Cimex lectularius (bed bug), 1660 nucleotides. Its product is annotated as lanC-like protein 3. Gene Ontology annotation, biological process: carbohydrate metabolic process; peptide modification. The transcript is spliced from 5 exons. Lineage: Eukaryota; Metazoa; Arthropoda; Insecta; Hemiptera; Cimicidae. Bases 155 to 1522 code for a protein of 455 amino acids. Gene Ontology annotation, cellular component: plasma membrane. The record is from RefSeq and is a predicted model, not a curated record.